AUGUUCGCCAGAGAGGAGUACCGGGGACCGCUCGGGGACGCCUGCCUCGUCCUCACCACCGACCCCAAGCCCCGGCUCCGCUGGACGACCGAGCUCCAUGAGCGCUUCGUCGAUGCCGUCAACCAGCUGGGUGGCCCGGACAGUGAGCUCGUCAAUCUCCAUCCACAAUUUCCUCACCAACUGUGCCCCUCCUUUCAGAAUCUCUUUGGUCGGAUUUGAGAUGCAUAUAAUCCAUGCCAGGAAAAGGAAUUUCUCCACCUCAUUCGUGAGCAUUAACUUAUAAAUCCACUGUUUAUAUGUGGAAAAUCACUAAUGAUUAUAAUCCACUGUUGAUUUUGUCUCAAGUUAUCAGUAGAUGUCUCAGCGGCUAGACCAGGAUCCCUCCUGUUCUCCUGAGCUUGCAUGAUCUCCGUUAUUUCUUCUUGAGUCACAUCAUCUCUUCUUCUCCUGCCUUGGUGAUACAAUCUAGUUGGACGAGUGAGUUCACUAUAUGAUACUCUCAUUCAAGAUCACUGUAAGAUACAAUCAUGGGCUGUUUGGGGAGUAUGAUGAACGAUCUGCUGCUUGCUUCACUUUAUAGAUCUGGCAUAAUGGCAGAUCUAUAAACUUUCUAUUUCUUAUGGAGAAACGCUUACGGAUUUUUUUUAUUUUGAAACAUGAACACACAAAAUAGAACGGAGUCAGCAGAUUUUUGGGUUAGAAGAGGCCUAUAAAUGUAUCACCAGUAAUCUUCACAGAAUUGGAUGAACCAACUCGGAUAGGCUGGUUCUAGUCCAAAGAAGCGAGCCGCUUUGCCCAGACAGGCAUCCCAACAUUUGAAUCCCUGAUGAUCUAGGAUCAGAUAAUCUGGCUGCCCAAUCCGAUCCUGCAUACCCUAUUUGUACAAUCCUAGUUUUCUCGAUAAAAAGAUUAUUCUAAUAAUGCAUUAAGUAAAUCUAAAAGAUUUUUACAGUUUCUAGCACUAGGAUAGAAUGAUACAUUUUCUCUCAUGAAUGCUAAAAAUGUCAACAAGGUCUGUGAAAUAUAUUGAGUGCCUUAUAUGAGAAAUUUUCUCCAACGGGACAUAAAUCCAUGUUUCAUGAAUAAAUAGUUCAACAUCUUUGCAGUUCAACAUGUCUUACGGUGCAAUUUUUUUUUGCUUUGUUCUUUUAUUGAUCUUGCAGAAGCAACACCAAAGACAAUAAUGCGAACCAUGGCUGUCAAGGGCCUCACCCUUUAUCACCUGAAAAGUCAUCUUCAGGUCUUCAUUGUUUCUGUGGCUCUAUUUAUGUGUAAAAAUUUGCAUAUAUUUUAUGUGCUCUGUUACUCUUCAAAAUCUCAGAUUAAUAUAUAUUAAAACUUAUUUUGGCUGUAUUGUGAAUCUUGGCUCAAAUUAACAGCUAUUUUUCCCAAUUCAUAAUCUUGCAGAAAUACAGAUUGGGAACAAAAUCCAAAGAGGUCUCUGACAGCCCUAAAGAUGGUAUAUUCUUCUCCCUUUUCAUUUGUUAAAUCGCAUCCAAAUCCAUUUCAUUGUUUGCUGGAGAGCGAUAUUGUACGCAUCAAACCGAUGAAACAUUUUUGCUAAUAAAUAAAUAAAUAUAUAUGUCAAGUUCUUGAUAUUCUCAAGAAGGUGAUACAGUACAGGUGUGCAUGAAUAUAGUCCAUUUUAUUAGAUAGACCGUUAAAAAGGCAAUUAUCUUUUUUUACCAAAAAUUUAAAAAAAAAACACAAAUCUGAGUCCCAUGUACACCUCUUUCCUUUCCCAGCUUAGCUUUUACAGAACUUUAGCAGGCCAAUUGAAUCCGUUUCUUGUUUGCUAAUGAUCUCUAUAUCUCAUUCUAAGUUAUUUAUUUUUUCUCAUUAAUGUAUUUCUUAGUGCUUCAUCUAUAUGCUUUAUAAUGACUUGACAUUUGCAUUAGAUGCCAACUCUUUCUAUUGAUCCUCAUUGUCACUAUUCAUGUCUCAGAGAUCCCUUUUCCUCCAACUGUGCCCCGGAUAUAACUUUCUCCGUGCCUCACUAGGGCAGUCAUCUUUUGCAGCUGCUAUGUCAUUUAUAGAUUAAAUACGGAUUCUCUGUCUUCUAGUUUGAUCAGAUCCUACCACUUUGUUCCAAAAGCUAAUGCUUGGCAAUGUUGGAGUGAUAAUAAGCCCCUCUAUUUAGUCAGGGCUUCAUGUAUGUGUGGAUGGGUGGGGGAUCUGAUGGAAUAACUGCUGGUUUGUUUAUAAAGGUAGAUUAUUUAUUAUUAUUAAAUUAUAUAUAUUAUAAUAUAAAUAGUAUGAUGAUAAUACUAAAUUUAUGGCUAUCUAGUAUAUAGUAUUAAAGAAGUAAAUAAAGAAUAUAAUUAAUAAAUAUUGAAAUUUUCUAUUGAAAAAACAAGAACUGUUUUUAUUUUUCUAUUAACCAUCCAUGAUUUGUGGGUUUCAAAAUGGCUUCCAUUCUACAUUGUCAUGACAAGAGUCUUUAACAGUUCACGCCAUCUGAUUUGUGCUCAUGUGGAGGACUCUCUUUUUAGUGAUACUAAAAAUUGGGCAAAUUCUGUUGGAGAAGAGGACAUCUGAUUCAAUGGGGAUAUAUCAAAAUAAAUGAUAUAGCUUUUCUCUCACUGGAAAAUCUAAUUAAAAACCUGUAUUAAUAAAUUAUUUAAUUUUAUAAAUUCAGUAGGAAUUUUCUUCGCUUACACUCUUCAACUUGCCUCCCAACAAAGACGCCAGCCAAGAAGAGUCUGUCUCUUGUUUCACUACUGAACUUUGGACCAUGCACUUGCAGAGACCGGUGUUGGAGAAAUCCAGGGCACUGGAGGGCAGUCAUCGCCACCGUCAUUGAGAGUAGCUCAGGAAUUGAAUGAGUACGCCCAUGAUAUAUCCAAUGCCUCAUCUUUUUCUUAAUAGGCCGUUGCUUAAAUUUCUUUGACACAGUGGAUGUAAUGAGGCGAUGAGAGUACAAAUGGAGCUCCAAAGGAGGCUGCAUGAGCAUCUGGAGGUCACCUUCUUGACCCACAUACACAAAGAUCUUGAGAAACAUUCUCCUAUUGCAUUACUAAUUUGACUUUCUGCACUCUUGCCUUCUGGAAAUGAAAAUUUUAAAUAGGAUAUGACCUAGAACAGUGACCUCUUUUUCUACACCAGAACAGAAGUGCAACCUUAAAAAUAAUCAGAACGGUGUCAGAAUACUCACAAAGUGAAGGUGAGAAUGAUCCAUGCAUUUCAAAUGCAUUAGCUAACUCCAUUCAUAGCUAAUUACUUUUGAGUUAAAUUCCUACUUACUCUUAUAAUUAGCUGAAAAUUUCAGUUCUUUCGCUAAAUAAAACCUUAAAAAUCAGCUUGCACAUGACAUGAUGUAUUGGGUUAGCCCCACUUUGAAGAAAUCACAUCAAUCUCAUCAUUUAAAUGCAUCAGCAUCCCCACCCAUAGUUGACUGACACAAACUGUUGCAAAACCUAGGAACAGGGAGAAUGAUCUCUGUCACAGAGGACAGAGGGGAGAAUGGCAGUCAACCGCCUCUCGAGAUUCCUUCACCUCUAACACCCCUUAUAUAGGGAGGAACCCUAGAUAACUGUCCCAAAAUACCUUCAGUCUUUUACAAUAUCUUCCUACGACCUAGAACUUCCUACACAGACCAAUGCUCCUUCAGAUGUCAUCAUUUGGUUAGACUGAACCUCGAACUAGCCAGUUAAUUCUCUAUCAAAAUGCUGCCUUUUCAAAUGCUGCCUUCGGGCAAUUCAUUCAUUCAUCACGUUGUGUUUUGCUCUUCUCCUAGCAGGUUCAGCAUCAUCUUCAGCUAAGGAUUGAGGCACAGGGAAGAUACCUCAACUCCAUACUAGAAAAAGCCUGCAAUGCUCUGACAGAGCCAGCCAUCUCAGGGAUCCACUUGGAAGGGACUAGGCAGAAUCUCUCUGAACUAGCCAUCGCUGACCCUGAAGAACGCCCGAGCUUCCCCCACGAACCCCUCAACUGCGGCUCCUGGUCGGAAAUCGCCCUUCAAACUCUGAAAAACAGAUCAGCGACCAGGACGAUCCGACCCACCGAGUGCUCCAUUGACAGUUGCUUGACGUCGGUAGAGAGCCCACGAAGAGCGGCGAUUUUGGCUGCCCAAGCCUCCACAAGAGGGAGAUCAAGGCCACUCUUCGGAAACUGUAAACCCGGUAUGAAGAAUCUGUGA
Messenger RNA from Spirodela intermedia, 4138 nucleotides. The record is from the annotation of a GenBank genome assembly. NCBI's taxonomy places the organism in Eukaryota, Viridiplantae, Streptophyta, Magnoliopsida, Alismatales, Araceae.